This is a messenger RNA of Cotesia congregata, 390 nucleotides long. The record is from the annotation of a GenBank genome assembly. Lineage: Eukaryota; Metazoa; Arthropoda; Insecta; Hymenoptera; Braconidae.
AUGAUGAAUAAAAAAUUUGUUUCUGGAAGUGAAUUAAGAAAAUUCAGAGUUGAAUGUGAUAAAAAAGUUGAACUUAUGAAGAAUACUUGUGGAAUAAUGGCUGGAUUUUCCUUGUUUGAUAUACUGCACAGAUCUUAUCACAAACUGGCGCUGAGGAUCAAGGAUGGAGAUAAAGAUAAGUUUGAUGAUAAAAUGGCGGCCAAGUUUCCUCUGUACGCAGGAAUGAUUAAAUAUCGCUUGGAAAAAGCUGGUCAACGAAGAAAAUUGUUCAAUCAAGUUGAAAAUGUUCUCUAUAAAAUUUAUUUUAAAUAUCUUUCUGCUACUUUUAUUCAUGAAAUGUUUUUUUAUUUUAGUAACUUUGAAUUAAGUAAAUUGGUGGAAAUUAAGUAA